GGAGCCGGAAGUGGGGGUGGCAGGGAUAGAAACCGCAGCCGAGACAGCAGUCACUGACGCUGCUGCCGCCCCGGGGUAGCGUGUCACCUCGAGCGCUCUAGCCGUAGGUGCCUCCUCUGGCCCCAGGGGGCUCCGGGAGCCCUAAGCGGGGGACGCCUCCCUUUAGCGAGGAGGCGGUCUCGCAGCCCCGGAUGCGGCCAGAGGGCACUGGAAUGGAGCUCGGCGGCUGCGAGGAGCGCCUGCCGGAGGAAAGCAGGAAGGAGCACUGGCAGUUGCUGGGUAAUUUAAAGACUACUGUGGAGGGUUUGGUGUCAACCAACAGCCCCAACGUCUGGUCCAAGUAUGGUGGCCUGGAGCGGCUUUGCAGGGACAUGCAGAGCAUCCUCUAUCAUGGGCUCAUCCAUGAUCAGGUGUGCUGCCGCCAGACUGAUUACUGGCAAUUUGUGAAAGACAUUCGAUGGCUCAGUCCCCACUCAGCCCUUCAUGUGGAGAAGUUCAUCCACUUACAUGAGAAUGGCCAGACCAGUGGUGAUGGUGUGAGUGAGCGUGCCAUUGCAGAGUUGUGGCUGCAGCACAGCUUGCAGUGCCACUGUCUGUCAGCCCAGCUCCGACCUCUGCUCGGGGAUAGACAGUAUAUCAGAAAAUUCUACACAGAUUCUGCUUUCCUGCUAAGUGACGCCCACGUCACGGCCAUGCUCCAAUGCCUGGAAGCAGUGGAACAAAACAACCCCCGCCUCCUGGCUCAGAUUGAUGCAUCUAUGUUUGCCAGAAAGCACGAGAGCCCGCUAUUGGUGACAAAGAGCCAGAGUUUGACAGCUCUGCCUGGUUCCACAUACACGCCUCCAACCAGCUAUGCUCAGCAAUCCUACUUUGGGUCCUUCUCUAGCCUGCAUCAAUCCGUACCCAACAACAGCUCAGAUAGAAGAUCUAAUUCUGUUUCACUCUCUGGCCUACCACGGAAACUUCAAGAAAGCAGAGGGAACGUCACACCAGUGGAAGAUCAAACCAUCCAACCCUCCCAGCUCUCAGUCUCUGCACUAGCCAGGGAUUCCCCUUCAACCCCAAAUGAGAUGAGUUCCAGCACUCAGACCAGCCCCAUAGAGGCAUCCUGGGGCAGCAGCCAAAAUGAUUCCCCAAGUGAUGCCAGUGAGGGCCCUGAGUACCUGGCCAUCGGCAACCUGGAGCCCCGAGACCGGACUGCCAGCUGUCAGAGUCACAGCAGCAACGCCGAGAGCAGCAGCUCCAACUUAUUCUCCUCUAGCAGCUCUCAGAAGCCAGACUCUGCUGCCUCUUCCUUAGGGGACCAGGAUGGUGGUAGAGAGAGCCAACUGUCCAGUGUGCUUCGUAGGUCCAGCUUUUCAGAGGGCCAGACACUCACUGUCACCAAUGGGACAAAGAAGAGCCACGUUCGCUCCCAUUCAGAUACCAACAUUGCCUCCAGAGGACCCCCAGAAUCCUGCAAUGAUAAGUCGAAGUUGAAAGGCCCCUUAUCUGGUCAAGGCAGUGAAGGCAGCACACCCAGCUCUCUGUACAUGGAGUAUGAGGGUGGUCAGUACCUAUGCUCAGGAGAAGGGAUGUUCCGAAGACCAUCAGAAGGACAGUCACUCAUCAGCUACCUCUCUGAGCAAGACUUUGGCAGCUGUGCAGACCUGGAAAAGGAGAAUGCCCACUUCAGCAUCUCAGAGUCCUUGAUUGCUGCCAUUGAGCUGAUGAAAUGCAAUAUGAUGAGCCAGUGCCUAGAAGAGGAGGAGAUGGAGGAGGAAGACAGUGAUAGAGAAAUCCAAGAACUGAAGCAGAAGAUCCGCCUUCGACGCCAGGAGAUCCGAACCAAGAAUAUGUUCCCCAUAUACCAGGACACUGAGCAUGGAAGCUGUCGAGUCACCUCCAGCAGCUCCCAAUUCAGUUCACGUGAUUCAGCACAGUUUUCUGAUUCUGGCUCUGCUGAUGAGGUUGAUGAAUUUGAAAUCCAAGAUGGUAGCGAAGGAUCUAACCUGACUCACAUGUCAAAGAAUGGACUCUCAGUGUCGAUGGCCUCCAUGUUCUCAGAUGCUGACAUCAGAAGGAGCACAGCCUCAAACAACAAGUCCUUCAUUUCCUCUCAGUCCUUCUCCCACUGCUUUCUGCACUCCACAUCUGCUGAGGCAGUGGCCAUGGGGCUCCUGAAGCAGUUUGAGGGGAUGCAGCUUCCAGCUGCCUCGGAGCUGGAGUGGCUAGUCCCAGAACAUGAUGCCCCUCAAAAGCUCCUGCCUAUCCCUGACUCACUGCCUAUCUCGCCGGAUGAUGGGCAGCAUGCUGACAUCUAUAAGCUGCGUAUCCGUGUUCGUGGCAACUUGGAGUGGGCCCCACCCCGGCCUCAGAUAAUUUUUAAUGUUCAUCCAGCCCCAACGAGGAAAAUUGCUGUGGCCAAGCAGAAUUACCGCUGUGCGGGAUGUGGCAUCCGGACUGACCCUGACUAUAUCAAGCGGCUGCGGUACUGUGAGUACUUAGGCAAGUACUUCUGUCAGUGCUGCCAUGAGAAUGCCCAGAUGGUCAUCCCAAGCCGGAUCCUACGCAAGUGGGACUUUAGCAAGUACUGUGUCAGCAACUUCUCCAAGGACCUGCUCAUUAAGAUCUGGAACGAUCCUCUCUUCAAUGUGCAGGACAUCAACAGCGCCCUCUAUAGGAAAAUCAAGCUGCUCAAUCAAGUCCGACUGCUGCGGGUCCAGCUGUAUCACAUGAAGAACAUGUUCAAGACAUGUCGUCUGGCCAAAGAGCUUCUGGAUUCCUUUGACACAGUCCCAGGCCAUCUGACAGAAGAUCUCCACCUGUACUCACUGAACGACCUGACUGCAAUCAGGAAGGGGGAACUGGGGCCCCGGCUUGCCGAGCUCACCAGGGCAGGGGCUGCUCAUGUAGAACGAUGCAUGCUCUGCCAAGCCAAGGGUUUCAUCUGUGAGUUCUGUCAAAAUGAGGAUGACAUCAUCUUUCCUUUUGAGCUCCUUAAGUGCCGGACCUGCGAAGAGUGUAAAGCAUGUUACCAUAAAAUUUGCUUCAAAUCUGGAAGCUGUCCCCGGUGUGAACGGCUACAGGCCCGGCGGGAAUUGCUGGCCAAGCAGAGCCUGGAGUCCUACAUGUCAGACUAUGAGGAGGAGCCCACUGAAGCCUUGGCCCUAGAAGCCACUGUCCCGGAGACCACCUGAAGAACGCACAUCAAGCCCUCUACGUGGAGGCUGGGGUCGUACAUAGUGCACAGCUGAGCCACCCUAUUAAGGACUUUCCCCACUUGGGGCUGUUUCUUUAUUUUUUUUGAAAUUAUCAUCAUUAUUAUUUUUUAUGACUUGUCUGGUGUUUGUGUGUAGUCGGCCUUUGAUAGGUUGAUGGGGUCUAGCCUGUUGUGACAAAUAAGUUGUAAGCACCAGGUAUUUCCAUCAGAACUGACAUGUAGAUUCUUAAGCAAAGUUUCCUCUUUCGGGGGAAUGGACGAUGAGACCCAGUUCUUCUGACAAACAUGGCCUUCUCUACUAGGACCAGAUCUGGUUUUAGCCAUAUCUCAAAUAUGAUUUCCAAUUUUAUUUUGUUUUACUUCUGGAGCUUCUGAGCCAGGCCUUUCUUAACCAACUGUCUUCUCCUUUGCUGCUAAAACAGAGGGAUGGAAUUUUCUCUCUCCUAAUCCUGGAACAGGGUCAGACUACCCUGAGGAGAAGCAGCAGAGAAUGGGACUGUAUCAUGGGCAUUCUUUCCAGCUUAUUUCAGUGUUUGAGGGGGCCAUAAAAACAGAAUCAUUACUAUCCUAGAAUCUUUAGAGACUUCAAAGAGGCAGCCAUGACUUCCCUGUUUGAAAUAUUUUUGGCAUAGAUGUUAUCAUAAGCUGACUUUAUCUACCCUAGAGUGCUUAAAGCAAGGAACAGAACUUAUGCUUAGACCAGGCCUGUUUGUAGCCUUAUUUCACAAGCAUAACUGAGGCUAUAACUCUAUUUCUUAAGGGACAUUUAGUCAGUUAUAGGAACUGUUGGCCUCCUUUUAGGCGUUCAGGUCUCUUUUAACCUAGUUCUUUGGUGCAAGUAUGAUCUUUCAAACUUGGAUAAGUCCCUGAUGCCAUGCUGUGCUACUAUGCUAACGUGAGGAUAGAAAUCCCACUCACCAACUUAGUGGGUUCCUUAAUACUACAUCCUCUAUCAGAUGGUCAUUAUGGUUCUGAGUAAAAGUAAGGCCCAACUUCGUUCUCUUUCCCCUUCCUGCAACAGAGCUGGGACCCUUCUUGGUAACUGAGCGUCUUUUGCCUUAGUUUCUUUUGUCAAAGUUGGAGAAAAGCUUUCUGCUAAUCGUGGUGUUAUAGGACCUGAUUGUGAAUAUUCUUGUGUUCUUAGGAUAACAAGAGCCUUUAUGCCAAUUAUGCACUUAAAUCUUUAUCAAGCUUGAUGGUAUUUUUAUGUUCAGUCAUCCUUUUCAUUUUACUGAUUUUAGCAUUACCCAUCCCCACCACCACCUUUUUAAUGUGUUUUGAUGUUAAGAUUUCUUGGAUGGGACCGUAUAUCUGUCUGUGGUGGUCUUUAAGUUGCUAUAGCUGCUAACCUUUAUGAAAAACACUGGUCAAAGUUGUUUUCUGAGGGUUGGCAGCUCAGUGGACUAAAGUCCACAGCAUUUUUGUUCUGAAAUUGACUUUUUCCUGUUUACCUGUCUUCCCGUAGUUGGUUGCAACUAGAAAAAAUGUAGCCUGGCUGCUGCCCCAGGAAACUGAACAGAAAGUUGCACUUGGUUGGUGGAAGCUGAUGAUGAGUGCCUGAGCUGCAGGUAACAAGAAGUGUCACAAGGAAGUAGGAGGGGCAUUACGGUAAUGUCCAGACUAGGGCUCCACCAGAGCAAGGGGGAACGUGCAGGAGUCAGCCUGUGGUGUUGGUCCCUGUGCCUCAAACUUGGGAUCUGAAAGCUACAUUGGGCUGGAAAACCCGGAGACUAUUCCCCCUUCAGUUCAUGGUGUAGCUUCAAAAGCCAAGGCCCAACCCAGUUUUGAAGAGCUGAUAGAGAUACUGCUGAUAGAGAUAGCUGAUACUUCAAGGAGCUUUGGGAAUGACUCCACAGAACUCAACUCUCACUAAGGGUUAGGCCCCAGAUUCAAAGUCAGGGGGUAUAACGGUGGUGAUCUCUACUUCCAGUUUUGGUUUAAAUUAUAAAUGCACUCUUUACUCCAAGUCACUACACUGGAGGAGAGGCAUAGUCUCUUAUCCUGCCUGUUUUAUGUGAGCAUUGGAUCGAAGGAUAGAAAAUGCUGACACAGUUUCUACAGCUGAACUUAGCCUUAUGUACUCCUGUUUUCAUUUCUUUCUCUUCACCUCUGUGUCCAAUCCCUUUAGAUUAUGUAUCUGUUUUAGUGACCCUGCCCCUGUGCUGUCUUCACUAUCCGAAUACCCAAAUAAAUACUUAUUUAUUUAUUAGAGAGUGAUGGAGAAAAGGCAGAGAAUGGGACAUUUUGAAAGCACUUUGCAACUUACCAGUAUCUGAAAAUCCUCUGCUCUUAUGGGGAGAAGAUUUGAAUGCACUGAAGAGAGUUCCUUCUAAGUGAAAUGGAAGGGAAGUGUUUUCUGUAAAUAAAGGGAAAAAACAGUUUGCUUCAAGGUAGAGCCAAGAUUCAAGACAUAGCAGAAGAGUGGAAGACAAAUAUUUUCCACUUAAAUGAGGCUGUAAUUGACUCUCUCUGCCAAAGCUUUAGAGCUUUUGUCAAAUUAACAUAAAAGGAAGCAAAAGUCUAGAUAGAGAUGUUCUUUUGUGUACAACUUACGUUCUGAAUUGGAUUUCCACUUGCCGUAAUUGUUGUGCACAGCCUAACUGUUCGUUGUCAUCUUUAAUAAA
This is a messenger RNA of Otolemur garnettii (small-eared galago), 5826 nucleotides long. RefSeq names its product RUN and cysteine rich domain containing beclin 1 interacting protein (gene RUBCN). The transcript is spliced from 21 exons. Lineage: Eukaryota; Metazoa; Chordata; Mammalia; Primates; Galagidae. The record is from RefSeq and is a predicted model, not a curated record. Bases 192 to 3179 code for a protein of 995 amino acids. Gene Ontology annotation, biological process: negative regulation of endocytosis; negative regulation of autophagosome maturation. Gene Ontology annotation, molecular function: phosphatidylinositol phosphate binding. Gene Ontology annotation, cellular component: late endosome; early endosome.